Verticillium alfalfae VaMs.102 is the source of this 1476-nucleotide messenger RNA. RefSeq names its product nitrilotriacetate monooxygenase component A. The record is from RefSeq and is a predicted model, not a curated record. Gene Ontology annotation, molecular function: oxidoreductase activity, acting on paired donors, with incorporation or reduction of molecular oxygen; monooxygenase activity. NCBI's taxonomy places the organism in Eukaryota, Fungi, Ascomycota, Sordariomycetes, Glomerellales, Plectosphaerellaceae. The coding region runs from base 1 to 1476 and encodes 491 amino acids. The transcript is spliced from 5 exons.
AUGACGUCUCUACCCAUUCAUGGAAAUGGCACCUCGAGCCCUGUGGACGGGUCGAGCGAAGCCAAGAAGCAUAUUCUGCUCAACGCGUUUGACAUGUCGACCGUGGGCCAUCUCUCGCCCGGUCAGUGGAAGAAUCCCAUCGACAAAUCCGCGAGCAAGCGAGACUUGCAAUACUGGAUAGAUCUGGCAAAGCUGCUGGAGCGUGGCGGCAUCAAUGCUCUCUUCCUGGCGGAUACCUACGGAGGGUAUGACACAUAUGAAGGCAGUCUGGAUAACUGUAUUCGCCGCGCCGCACAAUGGCCCAUGACAGACCCGACCAUCCCAAUUAGCGCCAUGGCUGCUGUUACGAAGAAUCUCUCUUUUGCCAUAACAGCGUCGACUUCGUUCGAACCACCUUUUCUCCUUGCAAAGAGGUUUUCGAGUCUCGAUCACUUCACACGCGGCCGAAUUGGGUGGAACAUUGUGACCAGCUGGAAGAAGAGCGCCUUCAAAGCCAUUGGCAUCGACAGCCCAACUCCCCAUGACGAGCGGUACGAGCAGGCAGAUGAAUAUCUGCGCGUCUUAUACAAGCUCUGGGAGGGUUCGUGGGCGGACGAUGCGAUUAACCCAGAUGCCGAAAACGACAGCUACGCCGAUCCCGACAAGAUCCGGACGAUUCACCAUCAUGGCAAGUUCUUCCACCUCGACACGAGGCACAUCGUGGACCCUUCACCGCAGAGGACGCCUUUUCUCUUCCAAGCGGGCACAUCUUCGGCAGGGUCCAAUUUUGCGGCCUCGCACGCCGAGGGCAUCUUUGUGUCCUCGCACUCGCCGGCGCUUCUGAAGCCCAAGGUGCAGGAGAUCCGACGACAGGCAGCCAGCCUCGGCCGCGACCCGCAGUCUGUCAAGUUCUUUGCAACGUUCACGCCGAUCGUGGGCCGCACGGACGAGGAGGCCCAAGAAAAGCUGGCCGAGCUCAAGAAGUACGCAUCCACCGUUGGCGGUCUCGUGCUCGUCAGCGGCUGGACGGGCAUCGACCUGUCCAAGAUUCCACUCGACCAAGAGGUGACGGCGGCCGACUCGCUCGAGGCCCACAAGGUGCGCAGUAUCCUGGACGCCUUCACGACGACAAGCGAGCAUGUGCCCAAGUGGACGCCUCGCGUCAUCGCAGAGAGGGCCGCCAUCGGUGGUCUCGGCCCCGUCUCGGUCGGAAGCCCGAAGAAAGUGGCCGAUGAGAUGGAGCACUGGAUUCGGGAGGGCGACCUCGACGGGUUCAACAUUGGCUAUGUCACAACGCCGGGGACGUUUGAGGACGUUGUCGAUCUGUUGGUGCCGGAGCUCCGCCGCAGGGGGCUCUACCCCGAGGCGCCGGCCGCGGACGAGCAGCUGACGGCGCGCGAGCGGGUGUACGGUAGGGGCCAGAAGGGGCUCAGGGAUGACCACCCUGGGUCGCGGUACAAGUACGACGUGUUCGAGGAGGACGGGCCGCCCGCCUAG